Messenger RNA from Galeopterus variegatus (Sunda flying lemur), 2575 nucleotides. RefSeq names its product heterogeneous nuclear ribonucleoprotein L (gene HNRNPL). The transcript is spliced from 12 exons. Lineage: Eukaryota; Metazoa; Chordata; Mammalia; Dermoptera; Cynocephalidae. Gene Ontology annotation, biological process: mRNA processing; regulation of RNA splicing. The record is from RefSeq and is a predicted model, not a curated record. Bases 579 to 2249 code for a protein of 556 amino acids. Gene Ontology annotation, molecular function: mRNA binding. Gene Ontology annotation, cellular component: nucleus.
CAGUGAGUGGUUUUGUUUUGUUUUAUUUUAGCAGUGAGUGGUUUUAAAAUGAGGGAAAGGAUCAGAUUUUGAAUUUUAAAAAAUUCCUCCAGCAUUGGGUAGGUUGGAGGUGGAAAGGAAUGAAGUAUAGUGACGGGGACAGAGCUGCCCUGGAAGCUGCCUUCCGUCUUAGUCUAGUCUUCCGGCGCUGCACAUAGCAAUCACUCAAUAAAUACCCCGGGUACUUCAGGCCAUAGUUCUCUUACAGGGUUGCCCGCCAUGGGAGCAGGAGAACAUACUCGCGCAUGCGUCCUCGCCUCCAAUCUUUUGCUAGACUACGCCAGAGAGCCUACCCUGCAGUGGGUUUCCUCUUUUUCACCCAAUCAGACUAUCAGUGUCUUAUAACCUGGCGAAAGGAUAGUUUUCCACUCUCAAUUGGCCAAUCAGGUGGAGAUGUAGAAGAUGGGCAUCUGCAGUCACCACUGGGGAGAGGAUAAAAGGGAGGGGCUUCUUUGCCUCCCGGCGGAGCGGCGCGGGAAAGUAAUCGUUGUGACCGGGGGACUAAAGACUUUCGGUCUGAGGGAUUAUCGAGAAAGCCAAUGAAAGCAGGAAGGAGGCAGGGCUUCUCAGAAGGCUUGGCGCCCCGCUCCUAUCAGGAGAACUACGAUGACCCACACAAAACCCCUGCCUCCCCAGUUGUCCACAUCAGGGGCCUGAUUGACGGUGUGGUAGAAGCUGACCUUGUGGAGGCCUUGCAGGAGUUUGGACCCAUCAGCUAUGUGGUGGUAAUGCCUAAAAAGAGACAAGCGCUGGUUGAGUUUGAAGAUGUGUUGGGGGCUUGCAACGCAGUGAACUACGCAGCUGACAACCAAAUCUACAUUGCCGGUCAUCCAGCUUUUGUCAAUUACUCUACCAGCCAGAAGAUCUCCCGCCCUGGAGACUCAGAUGACUCCCGGAGUGUAAACAGUGUGCUUCUCUUUACCAUUCUGAACCCCAUCUAUUCCAUUACCACGGAUGUUCUUUACACUAUCUGUAAUCCUUGUGGCCCUGUCCAGAGAAUUGUCAUUUUCCGGAAGAAUGGAGUCCAAGCCAUGGUGGAAUUUGACUCUGUGCAGAGUGCCCAGCGGGCCAAAGCCUCACUCAAUGGGGCUGACAUCUAUUCUGGCUGUUGCACUCUGAAGAUUGAGUAUGCAAAGCCUACACGUUUGAAUGUGUUCAAGAAUGAUCAGGAUACUUGGGACUACACAAACCCCAACCUCAGUGGACAAGGUGACCCUGGCAGUAACCCCAACAAACGCCAGAGGCAGCCCCCUCUCCUGGGAGAUCAUCCCGCUGAAUAUGGUGAGGGCAGGGGGUUCCCUUCCGUGGACUCCCGUGGCUCAUGUGCCCCUGCCCGCCGUCCGCCGCGCAAAUUCUCACCCGUCCUCCCUCUCUUUCCUUCCCACCCCCCAGGAGGGCCCCACGGUGGGUACCACAGCCAUUACCAUGAUGAGGGCUACGGCCCCCCCCCACCUCACUACGAAGGGAGAAGGAUGGGCCCACCAGUGGGGGGUCACCGUCGGGGCCCAAGCCGCUACGGCCCCCAGUAUGGGCACCCCCCACCCCCUCCCCCACCACCCGAGUAUGGCCCCCACGCCGACAGCCCUGUGCUCAUGGUCUAUGGCUUGGAUCAAUCUAAGAUGAACUGUGAUCGAGUCUUCAAUGUCUUCUGCUUGUAUGGCAAUGUGGAGAAGGUGAAAUUCAUGAAAAGCAAGCCAGGGGCCGCCAUGGUGGAGAUGGCUGAUGGCUAUGCUGUGGACCGGGCCAUUACCCACCUCAACAACAACUUCAUGUUUGGGCAGAAGCUGAAUGUCUGUGUCUCCAAGCAACCAGCCAUCAUGCCAGGUCAGUCAUACGGGUUGGAAGAUGGGUCCUCCAGUUACAAAGACUUCAGCGAAUCAAGGAACAAUCGAUUCUCCACCCCGGAGCAGGCAGCCAAGAACCGCAUCCAGCACCCCAGCAACGUGCUGCACUUCUUCAAUGCCCCACUGGAGGUGACUGAGGAGAACUUCUUUGAGAUCUGCGAUGAGCUGGGAGUGAAGCGGCCAUCUUCUGUCAAAGUAUUCUCAGGCAAAAGUGAACGCAGCUCCUCUGGGCUGCUGGAGUGGGAAUCCAAGAGUGAUGCCCUGGAGACACUGGGCUUCCUGAACCAUUACCAGAUGAAAAACCCAAAUGGGCCAUACCCGUAUACUCUGAAGUUGUGUUUCUCCACCACUCAGCAUGCUUCCUAAUUAGGUGCCUAGGAAGAGUCCCAUCUGAGCAGGAAAACGUUUCUCUUUCCUUUAUGCCAUUGUUUUGUUUGUUUGGGUUUUUUUCGCAAAAGUUCUUGUAUUCCUUUUUUCUUAAUGCUAGGUUACUAGAGGCUUACCCAUAAUGGAAAACGCUGGAAGUCUGGAGGGGGAGGGAGAGGGUAACUGAAAUCUCCCAAGAUUAACCUUCACUUUUUAAGAAUUAUUGUACAUGUGAUUUUUUUUUCCUGUUCAUACAUUUGUGCUGCACAUGUACUCUUGGCACAUUUCAAUAAAAUUGUUUGGAAAAUAAACAGCAUUUGCUGGGA